ACAUGUGAAAGAAACAUAGAGUGGUGAAACGCAGAGUGGCGAAACGUUAUUUACAAGUAGUGGAAGGAGUAAUCUAUAAGCAAAAAAACUCAAAUAUUGUACAAUAUGGCUGCUUUAACAUCAGCUAAAAGGAGCCUGAGAAAAGAAAUUAAAUACAUUAUUAAAAACAUAAGCAUAGAAAAAAGAAAGGAGCAAUCUGUUAUUGUGUUUGAAAAGCUACGCCACUUGAAGCAAUAUCAGAACAGCAAGAGAAUUUCUUUAUAUUUGAGUACUAAUGAUGAAAUUGAUACUGUACCCAUCUUGAAACACAUAUUUGAUAUGGGAAAAGAAGCAUUUGUACCACAAUAUCAAGGAAAAACUAUGGAAAUGGUAAAGCUAAAGUCAAUGGAGGAUUAUGAAACAUUGCCACUAACAAAAUGGAACAUUAAACAACCAAGUACUACUGAGAGUCAUGAAAACGCAUUAGAAACAGGUGGAUUAGAUUUAAUAAUUUUACCAGGCGUUGCUUUCACAAUGAGUGGAAAACGUUUGGGACAUGGAAUGGGUUACUACGACAAGUACUUAAAAAGAUGUUUUGAAAAAGAAAAAAUAAGACCUUAUCUAGUUGCAGUAGGAUUUAAAGAACAAAUACAAGAAGACAUUCCUGUUAAUGAGCAUGAUGUACCGGUUGAUAUCGUACUUACUGGAUAAUAAAUAAUAUAAUAAAAAAA
Molecule: messenger RNA, 710 nt
Organism: Solenopsis invicta (red fire ant)
Lineage: Eukaryota; Metazoa; Arthropoda; Insecta; Hymenoptera; Formicidae
Gene: Mthfs
Product: 5-formyltetrahydrofolate cyclo-ligase
Exons: 4
Coding region: 106-690 (194 amino acids)
Biological process (GO): tetrahydrofolate interconversion; folic acid-containing compound biosynthetic process
Cellular component (GO): mitochondrion
Molecular function (GO): 5-formyltetrahydrofolate cyclo-ligase activity
Source: RefSeq, a predicted model, not a curated record